Messenger RNA from Clunio marinus, 1116 nucleotides. Lineage: Eukaryota; Metazoa; Arthropoda; Insecta; Diptera; Chironomidae. The record is from the annotation of a GenBank genome assembly.
AUGUUCAAUCCUUUAAACGUAAACUUUUUAAAUCAAAAAAGUUUCCUAACUUUUAAAUUUCCCCUGAAAAAUCCACAUAUUCUGAAUGAAUUGACCAUAGGACGUUUGAAAGCCCAUAAUCAUCAAACGAGCAUGGGAAUAUCUGAAGAGACAAAAUUAGAGGAAAUAUCUCGUGAUAUUCAAUCGACUUUGGGUAACAGUUCAAAUCAAAUAACAAACUUGGGAGAAAGUCUAAUGUCGGAUCAAAGUGACAACGAAGUUGAACACGAUCCACACCGUAAACGAAAGCAACGACGUUAUCGCACAACAUUCAACAGUUUACAACUUGAAGAACUUGAAAAAGCCUUUUCCAGAACUCACUAUCCUGAUGUGUUUACAAGAGAAGAACUAGCGUUGAAAAUUGGGUUAACAGAAGCGAGAAUUCAGAACAUUCUUUGUGAUGUCAAAUUGAUUUUAGUUUUCUUUCUUUUUCUGUCUUUCCAGGUCUGGUUUCAAAAUCGACGUGCAAAAUGGCGAAAGAAUGAAAAGAUUGGACCAAGUGGUCAUCCUUACAAUCCAUAUUCGCCGAAUGGUGGCCUUCAAGUCCCAUCAUCAUCAUCUUUACCACCUCAUCAUUUCUCACAUUUGGGAUUCAACUUUAGAAAGCAAUUCGAUGCUGCAAGCUUAGCUGCUUUUCGUUAUCCGCAAUUUCCAGGAAAUCCAAUGAUUCCUUCUGCUUAUUUCAAUCAAUUUCAUCGUGCCCCACCCCCGCCUAUGCUUCAUCCUAGUGUUGGAAGUUUAUAUUCUCCAACAGCAAGUGCAUCGUUCCAAACACUUUUGGCAAAUAUUUCAGCUGCUCAACGACCUCCUAUGAAGUCACCAACUGAAUAUUUCUCGCAUCCACCAAACACAACUCUUUCUGUCUCUCCACCAAUCUCUCCAACAGAUUCCAACAAAUCAUCAACUUCUGCUAUUAACGUUUCAUCACCCGUCUCAUCUCAAACCCCCAACAGUUCAACGCCACCACCAGAAGAUCGACGAAGUACUUCAAUUGCUGAAUUACGACUGAAAGCUCGUGAACAUGAGAUGCGAUUAGAAGUUAUGCGUCAAAAUGGUCACGAAACUCUCAAUGAAUGA